Miscanthus lutarioriparius is the source of this 192-nucleotide messenger RNA. NCBI's taxonomy places the organism in Eukaryota, Viridiplantae, Streptophyta, Magnoliopsida, Poales, Poaceae. The record is from the annotation of a GenBank genome assembly.
AUGGCCUCCUCCAAGAUGUUGCGCGCCGCCGUCGUCGCGGCCGUCGCCGUGUCCUCCUUCGCCGGCGUCGCCUUCGCCGCCGACGCCCCCGCGCCGAGCCCCACCUCCGGCGCCGCGGCCGUCUCCUCGUCGCUCGUGGCCGCCGUCCUCUGCCCGGCCGUCGCGCUCCUCCUCGGCAACCUGCGCCACUGA